GGCGAGAUUGUGUCUACGCUACUUGACCCUGAAACCCGGAUCCUCAGCACACAUCCAACCUUCCGCAUUAUCCCCACAACUGCUAAAGAGACUAGUUAUGGCGGCUGAGAUUGUUGUUGGAAUAGAUUUUGGUACAACCGGUGGCAACCAGAAUGUCCGCCUCAUUACAGACUGGCCGAAUCCUGGCUCGCUUGUCGCCAGCGCCGAGAAGGUUCCAACGGCUAUAUCGUACAAGGACGGCAAGCCGAACAACUGGGGCUACAAUGUGGAGAUGACCGAGAAAAGCAGUUUCAAGUGGUUCAAGAUACUGCUGGACCCAGAGCACAAGUUGCGCAACAAGGCUGAGCCUGUAGUCGCGUCUAGUUCCCUCUUGAGUAGCCUCCAAAAGACCGCCGAAGACGUCGCCGCAGAUUACUUGCGCCUCGUUUGGGAAUAUACCCGAGACGAUAUCCGGAGGAUGAAGGGAGACGACUGGGAAUCCCUGUACAGUCUCAAAGUGGUGCUAACUGUCCCUGCCAUAUGGUCGCCGGCAGCAAAAGAGAAGACAGAGAAGGUUGCGCUGGCUGCCGGGCUGCCGAAGAACCUGUCGUUGGUGUCAGAGCCAGAGGCUGCGGCACUAGCCGUAAUGAAAGAUAAGAAUGACGAAGAAAAGACUAUGCAGGUCGGAGACGCCUUCGUAGUGUGCGAUGCGGGCGGGGGCACAGUGGACCUCAUCAGCUACAAAGUUACCGGUGUCAAUCCUAUGCAAAUGGAAGAGUGCGCAGUAGGCGACGGGGACCUGUGUGGAUCGGUGUUCGUCGAUGCAGCCUUCGAGAAAUACGUCAAGACGGUGGUUGGCGAAGGCGACUACAACACAAUCCGGGAAAAGGCAAAGAAAAGGAUGAUGAAAGAGUUUGAAGUGUCAGUAAAGAGAUGCUAUACUGGCGAUAAUAAAGAGUUCUCCGUAGAUCUUCCAGGCGUAGAAGAUAAUCCAGAUGAAGGCAUCGAGGAUGAUACCAUCAGAACAGUCACAGCGCGCAUAGCACGCCACAACUACGGAACAUCUAUGUGCAUACCGUUCGACUCUAGUAAGCACUUGGCCAAAGACCGGAGACGCUUACCGGACGGAAACUGGUAUGCCAAAGGCCAGAUGGAGUGGCUACUCCGGAAGGUACGUCUAGUUGGUGACUCAGAUUCAUCCUCCAGAUGUGUUAAGCUGUUGUGCAUAGUCGAGUAUGGCAUCGACUGCGACAAGCUGUGGCAUGAAAAGAGCUUCCGCAACCCUGAGACUAAACAGAAGUACAGAGCUGCUACCUUUCAUCUGGUAGUGAGACUGGACACGGCCAAAUUGCAGUUUCGCGUGUUCUACAAAGACAAGCCCGUGGCGUUCACCGAAGCCGACUAUAAAGAGGACUUGGCGACAUCUUAGGCAUUAUUUCUUAUCGGCAUGGCGUUUCAGGCUUCAUAACGGUAUUCUCUUAGCUGUGUAUUUGGUAGAGCCAG
Messenger RNA from Mytilinidion resinicola, 1482 nucleotides. RefSeq lists its product as uncharacterized. Bases 98 to 1408 code for a protein of 436 amino acids. The record is from RefSeq and is a predicted model, not a curated record. The transcript has 8 exons. NCBI's taxonomy places the organism in Eukaryota, Fungi, Ascomycota, Dothideomycetes, Mytilinidiales, Mytilinidiaceae. Gene Ontology annotation, molecular function: ATP binding; ATP-dependent protein folding chaperone.